AUGUCCAACCAAACCAACUUUGUUGCCCCCAUCGGCUGCUUGUCAGAACACCUUGACUACUUCAAUGACAACAUUGCUUCAACCGGUGACUUUGAUGAUAUCUUUGCCAAAGACUUUGACCUUGUGUUUGAUCCCGAGUUGUUGGCUAGUUUGGCUUCCGGUGAUCCAGCACCAACACCCGUUGUGGUCGAACCGUUCCAUCAUCCCAUGCCAGUGGUCAUUCCCAGCACCACCACCUACAUUCCCCCCGCGGCUCACUACAAUAGGCCUGUGGCGCCCGCCAGUAACCCUCAUGCUGCUGUUGUAACUCCGGCCGCGCCUCCCAAGCCCGUUGCCGUCCUCAAGCCUCAGGCUACCAAGGCAGCAGCGCCCAAGCGCAAGGCCGCACCUGCGGUUGUGUCUCCUCCUUCGGUGACUCAGGUCUUUGAAUCCAUUCCUGCGGCAGCACCCAAGAGCAGCCCCCGCAAGAGGAGUUUCUCCACCAUCUCCAAGCCCGCACCUGUUGCUGCUCCGGCCGCCGCAGCUCCCGUGUCGAGCGCGGAAGCUAACCUUUCCUUUGAGGAACAAGAAGAUCUGCGACGUGAACGCAAUCGUCACCAUGCCAAGCGCAGCCGCCAACGCAAACGCGACUACAUGAACCAACUGGAAGACGCUGUCAAUGACAUGCGCAAGGAGAACGAGCGUCUCUUUGAUCUCCUCGGAAUGGACAGUACACGUGCCAAGGCCAACAUGGCCCAAGAAGAAGAGCGCAAACAGGAACGCGCCACGGCCAAAUUCAUUGCCGGGCUCAAGCAACCACGCAACCGAGUGUUGGACAACACCACCUUGGCGUUCCUUCGAGAGCUCUGGAAAUAA
Messenger RNA from Seminavis robusta, 855 nucleotides. The record is from the annotation of a GenBank genome assembly. NCBI's taxonomy places the organism in Eukaryota, Bacillariophyta, Bacillariophyceae, Naviculales, Naviculaceae.